UUUUUUCUUAAUCCUGGUGUCUUCCCGCAGUACAGGAUGUGCGUCACUGAGGUUUUGUGUCCGUUGUUUUGUUAAAUUGUCCAACUUGAUUUCACUGUUACGGCAAAGAGAGUGAACUGAGGCACAAUGAGCCUGCCGGCUUCCCCUCCGACCUACGCGGAGGCCACAGCAGGAGAUAAAGAGAGAGGUGUUGGUAACCUGCCACCUCCAACCAUGCCCAUGCAUCCCAGCUGGGCCUAUGUGCAUCCAACUCCGAGUCCAGGGUACACAAACCCGUACGCUUCAGACAUGUCCUCACCCUUCUCUGAUCCCAGCUCUAGCGGCAGCUUCGACGGCCUCAGCGGAAGCAGCUGGGAGGACAAGAAUGUCCGUCGCAUGUUUAUCAGAAAGGUGUUCUGCAUCCUUAUGGUUCAGCUUAUGGUGACUUUUGGUGUUGUAGCACUCUUCACUUUCUGUGAGCCGGUGCGACAGUUCAUUCAAUACAAUCGUAUCCUCUACCUUGCCUCAUAUAUGACCUUCAUGGGAACAUACCUGGUGCUGGUAUGCAGUACAAGUGCACGGCGAAGAUACCCAACCAACAUGAUCCUCCUUGGCAUCUUUACUUUGGCAAUGUCUUACAUGGCAGGCAUGCUUGCAAGCUACCAUAAUACCAAAGUAGUGAUGCUGUGUGUGGGUAUAACCGCUUUAGUGUGCCUCGCUGUCACCCUUUUCUGCUUUCAAUCCAAGGUUGAUUUCACUUCUCGUCACGGUCUGCUUUUUUCACUCAUGAUGGUGCUGAUGAUCACCGGGCUACUGCUCAUCUUCACUGUGCCGUUUGGAUAUAUACCCUGGUUGCAGACUGCUUAUGCUGGAUUGUGUGCCCUAGUUUUCACUUUGUUCUUGGCGUUUGACGUGCAGCUGUUGAUGGGAAACCGCCGUUACUCCUUGAGCCCUGAGGAGCACGUGUUUGGAGCGCUCUGCCUCUACAUGGAUAUCGUCUACAUCUUCUUCUUCCUCCUUCAGCUCUUCGGGAGCCGUGAGUGAGGCCUCUUUUAAGGCUGGGCUCAAACCUCUGCCCCGUUCUCUCUUACAGACACGCAUACACCCUCCUUACUAACCCCACAGCUCCACUGAGGCGUCUUCCUUAACCUGUAGAAUAAUAUCUCCGGCAGCGCUGCCUUUAGUGUCUCUGGCUGUUGAAAUCUCGCUUUGCGGAGACUCAGUCAGUGUCGGCAGCCUACAUGUUCCUGACAUAUACUGUAUAUGCAACAUAAGUACACUCCCAUACACUCAAGCUUAUGUUGAAACAAACACACUUCAGCAGCUGUUAUCCAUGUAGAAGACAAUCAUGCUACAUACGGUGGGUUAGGAGGGUGAUCUUAAGGAGAUAGUGUUGCUUGGUCCUCAGUUCCAGAUAUUGCCCUGGAGAAGAAGGUCGUUUUAUUGACUAAUUUAUGAAUUACAUUUACAGUCAUUUACAGUACAGUGUUUGUGUUUUUUUGAAUCAUUGGUAAGUGUAGUGACAGGAUAUGCGAGGAAAAACAAUCAUUGCAUUGUACAGUUUUAUUGUUUUACUGACUUUUAAAAUGAGCAUUAAACUAUAUAGUCAUUUCAGUAUCAGUCAGAAGUAACUCAAACGGCUUCAGAUUCUGAAACACAUAGCCGUCCAGAGCUUUGCGGUUAUCUUUUUCGGUCAUAUUUAAAGUUAAUUACCUGAGCUGAGCCAGAGAAAUCCUUCAGUGAAACUGCGUUUCCAUUGCGCAAUAACCUGUUGACUGGGGUGGAUGUACCUACCAGUAUUCUUUUGGGUCAGUGCAUUUUAUGUGCCUCUUCUGAAUGCUGGCUAAUAUACAGGCAUCUGUGUAAAUUGUAUGCACUUUUUCCCCUCCUGGUUGGUUAAUAUAUGCAAUGCAGCCAUUGUCUGUGUAGAAAACACACCGUGCCAAAUGUACCUCUGUCGUGUGAUGAUGGCAGGAAGUUUUCAUCUUGGUCAUUUUAUCCAGCAGGACAAUAUUGGUCUGUGUCCACUGCCUGAUUCACACCAGUGAAUGGUGCUGAGGUCAUUCUGAGUGGUUUUUGUUGUUGUAUAGCUCUCAAGACAUACAUGUGUAUUUAAAUACCAGACGUAUUUAAAUAAUUACUUGGAUUUUUUUAAGCUUUCAGAUAGUGAUGUCUUUGAGGAGAGAUUACAUUUUAAAAACUGACAAUGAACUAAUGGAAGAUACUAAUCUCACUGGGCCAGAUGUAACGAGAAUACACAUCUAGUGAAACAGAUUAAACUUUUGGUUUAAAAGGCACUAACAAUGGUAUGCCCCCUCUAAAACCCACCCCCAAAUUCCAUUAGUUGGUGCUCUUUUCACAUCCAGAGUACAGUCAAUACCUCAAAACAAGUAAGCUAGCGAAACUCUGUUAUUAACAGGAACAUUUUCUGCCUUGCUAAACUGAAGCUGUCAUAUUUUGAACCAAAAUAUUCUGAGAAACACCAAUUGAUUGGUUCAGACAAUUAUGGUUGGAACAGUUGAAGGUAAAAGAAGAACAGUAUAGCAUCCAACAAGAUGGAUGGAGACAGAAGAAUUAGAAAUAAGUCUAUAAGAUGUCUGAAGAUCUAAACAGAAAACAGGACAUUCUGGAGAAACACUACCCAUAAUAAUAAUUAACAAUAACGUACGUCACAUCCAUGGGUUAACCGCAGGCUUGUUGGACAAUGCUGACAAGCACACUGUUGCCUCCUUCAACUUCAUGAGGUGUUGAAUUGGUUUAAAAAUUUCACUCUCAGUUUGUACCCACACUAAUAAGUCUAUGUUCCCACCCGCAUUUAGGUCAGAAUUUCACAUGGAUGUAUCCAGAUGUUCUCAUUACGAGUCUGGCCCUGCGAGAGAACAAUAUUGGACUUUAUGUGCAUUUGAGUUGAUUGUCGUGCAUUUGAUUCCCGUAAGGCUUUUUGUGUUCCUGAUCUUUUUCAUUUUUUAAAGAAUGUCUUAGGUUUAAAAUGGCAUUGGAUUUUUUUCAGAGCAAUUUAUGAAAUGCUCUUAUCAGCAUUCCUCCUGGCUGUUUCUUAGUUAAAGAAAUAGCAGAAUGCCUUUUGAUUAAUUUAAAAGUACCAUUCAAGCAUUGCUUACUUCUGUAAAUUUGAUGUUUACAAAUGUGAAUAGUUCUUCAUUCUUGCACCCAUAAGUUAUGUUCAUGUGUCAGUUCACACAUUAACUUAAAGCACUGCCCAGUGGAAUUUUAUUGCAUUUUACUUUUAUUUAAACAAGGGAGUUUGUUGAGAACAUGUUAUGUAUUGAAAAAGCAGCCUAGUCCAAACGCACCACAGCCACACUAGAGCACAUACAGUGAAUGUUUGUGAAUUCACUGGUAGCUGAGUCUGUCUGCUUUUUCCUUUCUUCAGUGGGUUUAUACUCUGGAGAGAACUUUGUCACUGAGCAUUUCACUUACGUCACAGAGAAAACUGAACAAGACUUUCAACACUUGACAUUAAUUUAUUUGAUAUAUUGUUUUAAAAACCUGACUUUUUAGCAAGGGCAUGAUUUAAACUUUUGAUUAUCAGUGGUGUACUUUAUGUGUAUUCAUUACUAUCCGUUCAUGGUUAUGUACAUAUGAGAGUGAGGUUUGUUGUAUUUAGACCACCUUCUGCCUUUCCUCUUUCCUUGUGCACUAUUGUACGUCAACAGAAAAAAAACCUCAGUGUUCUAUCAGUACUUACUGCAUGAUCGGUGUUGCAGUGGCCAGUCCACUCAGUGCUGCCCACUGUAUAUUAAUCUAGGAUAAAAAAGUGACAGUCUCGCCACAUUCCUUUAUCUCACAGCAGUGUAACGGCAAGGUGGCCAGUGGGUUAUGACAGAGUAUUGUGAAGUUUUGUAACGUUAUCUGUUCAUUAGUAAAAUGAAUAAAGAUUAAGAUAACGAACCAGGAAA
This is a messenger RNA of Colossoma macropomum (tambaqui), 3896 nucleotides long. RefSeq names its product Fas apoptotic inhibitory molecule 2a (gene faim2a). Lineage: Eukaryota; Metazoa; Chordata; Actinopteri; Characiformes; Serrasalmidae. The record is from RefSeq and is a predicted model, not a curated record. Gene Ontology annotation, cellular component: membrane; endoplasmic reticulum; Golgi apparatus. Gene Ontology annotation, biological process: negative regulation of apoptotic signaling pathway. The transcript has 12 exons. Bases 127 to 1023 code for a protein of 298 amino acids.